Molecule: messenger RNA, 1090 nt
Organism: Dothidotthia symphoricarpi CBS 119687
Lineage: Eukaryota; Fungi; Ascomycota; Dothideomycetes; Pleosporales; Dothidotthiaceae
Product: S-adenosyl-L-methionine-dependent methyltransferase
Exons: 1
Coding region: 181-1005 (274 amino acids)
Source: RefSeq, a predicted model, not a curated record
UUCGGCAUGCUACUACUUGCUCCAAUGAUGCAUAAAGGGUUCUCUUACCCAUAGAAGAGGUCUUCGCCACAGACACGUCACCAAGCUUCUCUGUUGACACACUCUCCUGUUUGGUACCAUUGCUUGUCUACCUGCUCAUUCGAUAGAACAUACAUCUCCAACACGUACCUGACCCCGAACAUGUCCACUCCCUACCUUCACGGUCACCACGCGUCGGUCCUCCGCUCCCACAGCUGGCGCACUGUCGAGAACUCUUGCCCCCACCUCCUACCUUAUCUCAGCAGUCCAACACUCAAGAUCCUCGAUGUAGGCUGUGGUCCUGGAACCAUCAGUACAGACCUUGCUGCACGCGUCCCUCAAGGCUUUGUUUACGCUAUCGAUCCCUCCGCCGACGUCAUCGAGAAGGCGAGGAAACAUGCCGAAGAGAAGGGCAUCACGAACGUGCGCUUUGAGGUCGGCGAUAUAUUCAACUGGAAAAGUCUUGAUGGCGUAGAGGCGGCAGGCUUCGACAUUGUGCACGCGCACCAGGUGCUGCAGCAUUUACAAGACCCGCUUGGCGCGAUGAAGGAGAUGAAGGUUCUCGCAAAGCCCGGCGGUGUGCUUGCGAUCCGCGACUGUGACUACACCGCUAUGAACUGGUAUCCUGAGCAUCCAGGCAUGCAGAAAUGGAAGGAUCUGUAUAUCGCCGUCGCAAAUGGACUCAAGGCUCACCCAAACAUGGGGAAGAAACUGCAUGCUGUAGCUAUGGAAGCUGGAAUCCCAAGAAGCGACAUUGACGCAAGUGUUGCGGCCUGGACUUUUAGCACACCAGAAGAGAGGGCCUUUUGGUGUGGGUUAUGGGCUGAGAGAACAGUAAAGAGCGACUACAAGCAGAGAGCGCUAGACAGCGGGUUUGGUACCGAGCAGGACUUGGAAGAGAUCGCGGCGAUGUGGAGAGAGAUGGAGAAGAAAGAGGAUGGCUGGUUCGCCGUGAUCAACGGUCAGAUCAUCUGUCAUAUUAGGUAGGAAUAAGCUUAAUCAAAUGACCCCCGAUUAGAGGUUCUUCUGACCCUUAACGGUCCGUCUCUCUUCCUGCUAUCACCACCCCCAA